UUGAACGGUUGUACUUGUCGAUCAAUAGCCAAAAACAAAAUUACAAACCAUAAUAAUAAAAGCGAAACAAGAAGAAGUGUGUCCACCGUACGAGUUGUAUUAUUAUUAUUGUCCCCGGCCACAUUUGUGUUGUGCCAUAUUCGUGUGCUCCAUUGUCUCUGGAAAAAGCUGAUCAGCAAAAACUGAGGCAAUUGCAACUGCAACAGCAACAAAAGCAGUAACAGCAGCAACAUUAACUGUGCAACGUGCUGCUUUUACCCGCCCGCUAUUUUGGCGGCCUCUUGGGCAACCGCCUCACAUACGACUUAACUGCUUUAUAGGCCAUGCAAAUUUGAGGCAAUCUCUGGUUUUGGUGUGGCACUCGAUUUUCCAUUUUUCCAACUAAAAAAUAGAAAAACAAACGAGUGCAACACAACGGCAGCAGCAAUUGCGAAUUGUCUGCGGCGGCGGUUGCUAAUAAAAACGGAUUGAUCGUAAUUGUUCCUUAAAGCGAAAUCUAACGAGUCGUUAAAUCGCACGCGGUUUUUGUUGCCUUGUCGAUCGGUUUCAAGUGCAUGAAAGUAGUAAGUGCGAGUGUUUAGCCAACAAACAACAAAUUUUGCAAAGGUCAAAAAGCAACAAGGCAUAAAUCAAACUAAAGUGGGAGUCGAGGAAAGGAAAAAGAAACAAAAAAAAAAAAUAUAUUUACCAACAGCAGCAGCAACAUGUUGCCGAGGAUAACUUUUGUGUUCAUCAUCAUUUGUGGAUAUUUAUUAUUUACUGAUUGCCGUGAAGCGGUUCGUUCCAAGCGGGCAAAGCGGCCUCGAGCUCCGGAACCGGUUAAUUUUGAGCCAGAACCGCAGCAGGAUUUGGAAAACGAUGAAAGUGGCAGCCAGGAGAAGGAUCUGCCAGAGAUACCGGAGAACUUUCUCAGUCCCUCUGUAAGGGAAUAUCUCGAGCUGGGCAAAUCAAUUCCAGGUCGUCCCGGCGUUGACUAUCCUAUUUUGUCGGCGGUGCCCUACACCAAUUUCUACUGUGACGAGCAGGAGUAUCCCGGAUUCUUUGCCGACAUGGAAACUAGGUGCCAAGGUUGGCACUACUGCGACAUCGAUGGACGCCAGGCCUCGUUCCUCUGCCCAAAUGGCACCCAGUUCUCACAGGCGGUCUUCGUCUGCGACUGGUGGUUCAAUGUGCGCUGCGAUCUCUCACCCCGGCUGUAUGCCAUUAACGCCCGGCUCUACCAGCGGCCCAAGGUGAACCCCACUCGGCCACAUCGCAUCAUCACCAAACAACUGGUCGAAGACAUCUUCACCUGAGCUCAGAGUGAUCUUCCUUUCAGUUUAGCCUAAGUUUGCCGAUGCCUAUUAGUUCUUAGAUUAGUUCUGAUACAUGUCGCUCUCAAUAAACUUGUAAUUUGAAGAGCGACAUAAAAAAAAAAUAUUAAACGGAAACUUUUUAAACAAAAAAAUAUUUUAAGAAAGUGCUAAUUUUUUAAAAGUAACAUAUAUUUAAACUUUGUUUAAAUGCCUUGCCUUGUACAGACUUUUCUCUCUUAAGACUUAAACGUUGUUUCAAUAGUUUUCCAAAAUAUAAUCCUGCAAUACACAUACAAAAGUUAAGCACGUAUCUUAAAAAAAAUUCUAGAUUUUU
Molecule: messenger RNA, 1629 nt
Organism: Drosophila ficusphila
Lineage: Eukaryota; Metazoa; Arthropoda; Insecta; Diptera; Drosophilidae
Exons: 4
Coding region: 705-1295 (196 amino acids)
Cellular component (GO): extracellular region
Molecular function (GO): chitin binding
Source: RefSeq, a predicted model, not a curated record